AGCGCGUUGGCGGCAGCAGUUGCAAUUGCUACUACUUCUUCUUCUACAUACAACCAACACCAUUGCAUACUAAUUUUGAAAUAGCAAAUACAACUACCACUGCAUACUUCAUAAUCGUUUGCUUGGUGUCUUUUAUCUACAACAGCACCAAAUCGAAUUGCUGCAGCGCCUUAGUUGGCGGCUCCAAAGAAAGUGUUGCGAGUAACACCUAGUUGCAAACGCCCAACGAUAAACGCGUCGCAUUGCCAAACGUACGCGCAUCCAACGCGAACACGCUCCGCAGCGCAAUCGAAAUUUGCAAAAGCAUUGCAUUCAAAAUUUAUUGCUUCGUCCUUAACGUAUUGUUGCUGUCGCAGUCGUUGUUGUGUGUCUUGUCGUGUUGUGCCUUGCCGUAUCGUGCCGUGUCGUGCCAUUUUUCAAACCGUCUGGUGUCGUCCUUAUUGUAACUUUCCCAGCGCAAAGGAGUGCAAGUCCUGCGCUGCAUUAAACUUGUUUGUGGAUAAUUUUUAAGAAAGCACACUCACAGCCAUGGAUGAACUAUCCAAAGACCAAAUCGCAUUAUUGCGUAACGCCUUCAAUGCAUUCGAUGCCGAGAAGAAUGGCUACAUUAAUACCACCAUGGUUGGUACCAUUCUGAGCAUGUUGGGUCAUCAGCUGGAUGAUUCUAUGUUGGCUGAAAUUAUCGCCGAAGUCGAUGAGGAUGGUUCGGGACAAAUUGAGUUCGAAGAAUUCACCACAUUGGCCGCGCGUUUCCUCGUAGAGGAGGAUGCUGAAGCGAUGCAGGCCGAACUGAAGGAGGCAUUCCGUUUGUACGAUAAGGAGGGCAAUGGUUAUAUCACCACCGGAGUGUUGCGUGAAAUUCUACGUGAAUUGGAUGACAAAUUGACCAAUGACGAUUUGGACAUGAUGAUUGAGGAAAUCGAUUCUGAUGGUUCAGGAACGGUUGACUUCGAUGAAUUCAUGGAGGUCAUGACGGGCGAGUAAAGUGUGAAUAGGUGCAUAUAGGCGCAUAUA
Molecule: messenger RNA, 1014 nt
Organism: Anastrepha obliqua
Lineage: Eukaryota; Metazoa; Arthropoda; Insecta; Diptera; Tephritidae
Gene: TpnC41C
Product: troponin C
Exons: 4
Coding region: 529-984 (151 amino acids)
Molecular function (GO): enzyme regulator activity; calcium ion binding
Source: RefSeq, a predicted model, not a curated record